AUGAGGGCGAUUAUGGGUGGUCUGAAGCUGGGUUCGUGCGUCGUGGAUCCCGUGGAGGAAGGAGGAACGGGGGAGGCUCGCCUGGGAACUAGAGAAGUGAUGAUUGGAGGAUUUGUUUUGUUCCGCUGGUUCGGCCAGAUGAGAGAUGUGCAGCAGUUCCCAAACAAGCAGGCGUUUGACAGCUGCGAUUUCUCCAGAGCAGACCCGGCCGGCGGGGCUGACGUCAUCACGGUGGUGUCGGCGGGGGAAGGGGCGGAGGAGGAGGAGGACGAGUCUUUGCAACGACUGAGAGCGCUGCGGCAGAGCGUUCCGCUGCUGCAGCAGCUCACCCCUUUUCUCCUCCAGGCAGCCCACACCAACACCCACCUCCCUGCCGCUGCCGCCACUGCUGCCGCUGCUGCUGCUAAUACCACUGGUGGUGCUGCCUCCGCUGCAAACUCCACAUCCCCUGCUUCCACUGCUACAGCCGCUACAGCUGCUACAGCUUCUGGGAGAGCUGCUGCUGGUGAUGCUGAGGCACGUGCUGUUGCCGCCACCACUACCACUGCCAGCAGGCAUGGUAUGCAGGAGGGACCACUUGGUGCAGCCACAGCCGCCAGUGGAGAAGAGCAGAUGGCAGCACAUGUGCAGAGAAUAGUUUGCCACUCCAUUCUCACAACCUACACAUUUCCCUCCCCCUCACAUUUCCCCUCCGCCCUUUCACCCCUUUCCCCCCCCCUCUUCUUUCCCUGCCCCCUCGUCCUGCCCACUCCUGCCACCCACCUCCUUCCUCAUCCACCUUCCCAUGCAGCCGUGGCAGUGCGUGAUUUGAAAGAUCAAAGCGCCGCGUCAGCCGCUGUGCUGGCGGGGUACGAGCAGUGGCAUGCUGACGUGGCAGGGAGGGUGUGUGGUAACCAGCAGGAGCUGAUGAGUCGCAUGGAGGCGGUGGAAGCACUGGCAGGGAAGGUGUACAAGCGCAUGAACUGGACCAGCAGCGUUGUGAAGAGCAACCUGCAGCACCUGAGGGCAGGCAAGUCCUUUGUCUAG
Closterium sp. Naga37s-1 is the source of this 1026-nucleotide messenger RNA. Lineage: Eukaryota; Viridiplantae; Streptophyta; Zygnematophyceae; Desmidiales; Closteriaceae. The record is from the annotation of a GenBank genome assembly.